AUGUCUGUGGAUUCUGUUGCCGUGGGUUCAGUUUCGGUUGCAGGAGAAGAUGCGCUCUGUGUCCCCGUUUCUGACGCUGCUUCGGUAUUGGACGCGGGAGUUGCUGUUGCUGGGGGAUUAGAGGGGGAGGCAGCACCGGACCGAGGAAUACCGCUUGGUUCAGGUGUGUUGGCGCUCGGAGGCGAGUUUGACUGGGAUGCGGCUGGCGAAAGCGAGGCUUGGAUACUGCUUGGAUUAUCUGCCUGCGUCGGUAGGGCUGAGAGGGGAGCCGAAUUUGACGCGGCAGCUGAAUUAGAGGGAGCAGCGGAGCCUCUAGAUGAGGGAACCUCGGCCAAGUUGAUCGGGACAUCCGUUGUUGGCAGCACUUGCGUGGCAGACAACGUGCCUGUAGCCGGUGGUGAGACCGGUGAGACCGCUCUCUGGCUGGCGCUGGAAUCCGGAGAUAAGGAAGGCAUGCCAGUAGAUCCAGGAAUGGCAGAGGGCCCUGACGCCGCUGGCAUGUUCUGGCUUGGAAUUGCACUCUGGCUUCCGGAGGGCAGCACUGACGGAAGUGACCCUGGUGAUGGAGAGACAGAGCCGUUGGGAGUCGGGAUGGUACCGGGCGGCUGA
Colletotrichum spaethianum is the source of this 609-nucleotide messenger RNA. RefSeq lists its product as uncharacterized. Lineage: Eukaryota; Fungi; Ascomycota; Sordariomycetes; Glomerellales; Glomerellaceae. The transcript is spliced from 3 exons. The record is from RefSeq and is a predicted model, not a curated record. Bases 1 to 609 code for a protein of 202 amino acids.